AUGAAUUACCAGACCCUCAGCAUGGCAGAAGAUGCCUCUGAGUCUCAAAACCGGGGGCCAGAUGAUUCGAUCUCCCCCAGUUCCCCGGAUGCCCUGAACAACGCCACACCGACUCCGCGCGCGACCUCCGCACAAAGCUUCACACCCCGCUCUCUCAUCGUUGGCCUCAUUAUCGGAGCACUAAUUACAUUCUCCAACACCUACUUCGGCCUCCAGACAGGAUGGAUCAGUACAAUGGCCAUGCCCUCGGCUUUGAUUGGCUUCUCCGUUUUCAAGGUCCUGUCCAAGCAGCUAUCUUUCCCGUUUACGCCGAUCGAGAACGUCCUGAUACAGACUGUCGCUGGAGCCGUGGGGACCAUGCCACUUGGUUGUGGGUUUGUUGGAGUGAUUCCUGCGCUGGAGUUUCUACUAAAGGAUGGCGAGGAUGGACCUACGGGUGAUGGUGGGGACGGAGAGGGUGGGCCUCUCAAGCUCGGUUUCUGGAAACUGGUGAUCUGGAGCUUGGGGGUUUGCCUAUUUGGUGUCGUCUUUGCAGUUCCACUACGUAAGGAAGUCAUUGUACGCGAGAAGUUGCGGUUCCCAAGUGGUACUGCGUCGGCAUUGAUGCUUCGGGUUCUCCAUGGCAGUGGCAAAGAUGAAAAGGUCCCAGUUGAAGUUCAGGACCGGUCUAUUGAGCUGGGUCAGGAUACUGGGGUCUCUCAUUCGCGCACAGACGAGUCACAAGGCCUGCUACUGAAGGAUGACGAGGCUGAGGACCAGGCAACUGAUCAAAAGGACUGGCGGUCAAAGAUGCGCCUGCUCAUUGGCGCAUUUGUAGUCUCCGGUAUCUACACUCUGUUUUCCUACUUUGUCCCCUUGGUCCGAGAUAUCCCCUUAUUCGGGCUGGGCCUCGCUUCUAACUGGCUCUGGACUCUUAAUCCAUCCCCUGCAUACAUUGGCCAGGGAAUCAUUAUGGGCCCAUCGACCUGUAUGCAUAUGCUUUUUGGAGCAAUUUUGGGAUGGGGUAUCCUUUCUCCUCUCGCCAAAGCUCGCGGAUGGGCCCCUGGACCCGUAGACAGCUGGGAAGAUGGAAGCAAAGCAUGGAUUGUUUGGAUAUCACUGGCAAUCAUGCUGGCUGAUUCUCUCGUCAGCCUCGGCUGGCUGGUCGUCAAGCCUUUAAUAAAACAUGCUCCUAAAUGGAUGGCCUGGUUCCGCUCUACUCGGCUGGGCGAAUGGAUUGCAUUUCGGCUGCAAUCUCAGUCCCAUGACCGCUCCUAUGUAAACUACCAUGCUCUGAAUUCCGGUCAGGGUCAUGAGAACAACAAUAACUCUACCUCAAUUGUGGCGGACCCGGAAGAAGAAGAUGCUCCAGCAUCACAGCUCAUCUCGACUCGCACAGUGGUCAUCUUGUUACCCUUAACACUAAUCCUGAAUGUCGUGUGCAUGCAUUUUGUCUUCGGCGACAUCAUCUCCCCAUUACUAUCAAGUCUCGCUACUCUUCUCGCCGUUCUCCUCUCUAUCAUGGGUGUUCGCGCCUUAGGCGAAACAGAUCUCAACCCUGUAUCUGGAAUCAGCAAACUGACACAACUUCUCUUUUCGCUCGCCACCCCAGCAUCCCAUUUCUCCCGACGCACAGCAUUAGUGACGAACCUGCUUGCAGGUGCAGUCUCUGAGUCCGGUGCCCUCCAAGCUGGAGACAUGAUGCAAGAUCUGAAAACAGGCCACCUCCUCGGCGCAAGUCCCAAAGCUCAGUUCUACGGCCAGAUGAUCGGCAGUCUUGUCGGAGCAGUUCUCUCUACCGCCGUAUACAAAAUGUAUGUGAACGUCUACGAGAUCCCCGGUGAAAUGUUCCAGACCCCGACGGCGUAUGUCUGGAUCUUCACCGCGCGGCUUGUCACUGGUCAGGGAUUACCUGAUAUGGCGUGGCAGGCCUCGGCCAUAGCAGGUGCUAUUUGGAUGUGUCUCACGGCAGUUCGAAUCGUGGCUGCUUCUCCUGCUUUUGCACGCGGUGGGAAGCCUCCCGCUUGGCGAGACUGGGUUCCGGGGGGAAUUGCCGUCGCCGUGGGUAUUUUCAAUGUUCCAUCUUUCACGCUCGCCAGAGUUAUCGGUGGAAUUAUUGCUUGGUGGUGGUCUCGCAAGCACUCAUUGCCUGCUCAGGAUCAGAAUGCGGGCUCCUCUGUGCAGACGGAUGUUACGCCCGGACAAGAGGGAACUGCUUUGGCUAAACAAGAAGCUGAGAAGGCGGACGCUGCUUCUUCGACUAUCGUUGUCUUGGCAUCUGGUCUUAUCCUAGGCGAGGGCAUUUUGAGUAUUGUAAACUUGAUUCUUGCAAGUGCAAAGGUGCCUCAUCUGUGA
Molecule: messenger RNA, 2334 nt
Organism: Penicillium odoratum
Lineage: Eukaryota; Fungi; Ascomycota; Eurotiomycetes; Eurotiales; Aspergillaceae
Product: OPT family oligopeptide transporter
Exons: 2
Coding region: 1-2334 (777 amino acids)
Cellular component (GO): fungal-type vacuole membrane
Molecular function (GO): oligopeptide transmembrane transporter activity
Source: RefSeq, a predicted model, not a curated record